Molecule: messenger RNA, 2556 nt
Organism: Aspergillus fumigatus Af293
Lineage: Eukaryota; Fungi; Ascomycota; Eurotiomycetes; Eurotiales; Aspergillaceae
Source: RefSeq, a predicted model, not a curated record
AUGGCCAACAACUUCAAUAAUGGCGACUACUAUGGCAAUACCUCAUUCCGUAUGACUCCCACGACCUCUGGUAGCCAGUCCAACACCUCUCAUGCCGCCCUUGACUGUAGCAACGCCGACAUGAUGAUGAUGAUGACAUUUGCGCCUUUUGAUCCCCUCCGAAUGGGCGACUUUUCUUUCUCUGAAUCUCAUGGGUCAGAUAUGCUGCCGAGCGGCAUAUCAGCAGACGAGCUGCUGGGUUCUAGCUCGUCUCUUCCUGCGCCCCCUGUGCCGUUGGCUGACCAAUUGCCCAAUGCAUUGUUCCCGUAUGACCCGCUGUCUGGCAUGGAGAACUCGGUGCCCAUGGCACUGGACGCUGCAAGUGCAAUUGCAUACGGCCAUUCUUCCGUAUACCAACAAUCCUCCUUGAUGUUUGAACAGACCUUCAAUGGACAGCCAAUGCAGCAGCUUCCUUCGUUUCAGAACCAGACUAUGAGCCUAGAUCCAACUGCCCCCUACUCUUCUACCUUGCAAUCGCAUCCAUCGAGCAGCAACACCUAUUGGACAUCCUCAGUUGAUGCCAAAGAAAGCACCAAUAUGGCCCAAGCCACGUCCAUGACCAGCAGAUCAACCAACGCCUCGAAAUCAUCUGAGUCUUCAAGAAGCCAGCAGUUACCGCACAGGCGACGCCAGCAUCUUCAGGCCCCUACAACGCAAGGUCUUUCUCACCGUUACAUUCAGCCCAAGAGGCCAUCGCCCAUGAAAACUUCAAUCAAGUCGGCGACCACCGCUAACCCCAGCCAGGCCGAGGUCGUCUCUAGGCCUAACCCCAAGAUUGAUAUCGGCGCUGUAGAUUUGUCAUGUGCAUUUGCACUGUGCGACAUCCACCAGGAGGAUCAUCCUAUCAUUUAUGUAUCGGAGGCUUUUGUGCGGCUGACUGGAUACACUGAGCGGGAGAUUGUCGGCCAGAAUUGUCGUUUUCUUCAGGACCCCAGUGGCGUGGUUCAGCGGGGCAUGCCCCGGAAGUUCGUCGAUCAGCAUACGGCAUUCCGAUUGCGGUCUACAAUAGAGCACCGUGGAGAGAUCCAGGCCACCAUCAUUAACUACAGGAAGGGCGGUCAGCCAUUCAUGAACCUGAUCACAAUGGUUCCUGUCCGGUGGAAUUCGCCUGAUUAUCGAUUCUAUGUCGGGUUCCAGGUCGAUCUCGUGGAAAAGCCAGAUGCUAUUAAAAUGAGAAAUCCAGAUGGUACGUACAUGAUUAACUACCAGCGGAAGCAGCUGCCUAAUUAUGUGGCGCCUCCCCCGGACAUCUAUACGUUGCAUCCGGACUAUGGCACGUACUUCAGUCAUGACCAGGUCUCGACGAUACUGGACAACUUGGACACUCCUGACCAGAGCUACCAGCAGUAUCUGGACCGCGUUCUAGUCGAGAACGCCGACGAUGUCAUUCAUGUACUCUCUUUCGAAGGGGAGCUGUUGUACAUAUCUCCAUCUUGUCGGAAGGUUCUCGGGUACGACCCAAACGAGUUGAUUGGAAAGACACUGUCGACGAUCUGCCAUCCCAGUGAUAUCGGUCCUGUCAUCCGCGAUCUCCGAUCCUGCACCAACUCCGACCCGGUCAGUGUCAUGUACCGCGUUCGGACAAAGUAUAGCGGGUACAUGUGGUUUGAAAGUCACGGCUCGUGGCACAUUGGCGACCGCGGCCGGCAAUAUUUGGUCAUGACCGGCCGAGUCUGUCCCGUGUACCACCUGGACCAGCUCGCAAACAUUGGCAAUGGCGGGUUAGCCGAGAACGAUCUGUGGGCCAAGCUCUCGAUCUCUGGCAUCAUCCUCUUCAUGUCCUCGAAGGCUCGACCAGUACUUGGCCGAGUGUCCGAUGAUCUGGUCGGUAAAGGCAUUCAAGACCUGAUCCCAGCUGAUGCCCGGGAAGAUGCAAAACAGGCUUUAGAGGUGGCUCGCACCGGCCAGCAGACGAGUUUUAGCCAUAAAAUACGGCACAAAAAGGGUCACAUGUUGCAGGCCCAAACCACAUUGUACCCUGGAGACACAAAAGAAGGGGAGAAACCAUCAUUUUUGGUCGCGCAGCUGCGAUUUCCCAAAUCGCCGCAAACUACCCCCGGAACUGAAGAGGUCGUACCUUUCAAUAUCACUGCUACAUUUUCGAGGGACGCUAGCGUAACAGGAAGAAGAAACGUCACUGCGGCAGGCCAACCAACUUCCGAUAAGUCGGCAAGGGGUUCAUCCGGUGAUCAAUACGUGCCGGCUCCCGAUGAACCAACACUUUUCGCCGAACUGAACACGGCCCGAGGUUCAAGCUGGCAAUUUGAGCUCCGCGAACUGGAGAAACAGAACCGCGCCCUGUCCGACGAGGUCCAACGCCUGCUUGCGCGGAGGAAGAAGCGCAAGAGAAAGCAGAGCAUUGUUCCCGUCGAAAAGGCGUGCGCCAUGUGCCAGACCCGGACCACGCCCGAAUGGCGCAGAGGGCCCAGUGGCAACCGCGAUCUUUGCAACAGCUGUGGGCUACGAUGGGCUAAGCAGGUCCGCAAUGCGAUACAGAAAAAGGCCCCAACCACUUAA